AUGUCUGAUACACCGAUGGAUAAUAAGAAUAGUCCAGGUGAUAAGACUAAUAAUAUUGAUAAUAUUUUAAACCAAGGAAAAUUUGAACAGGAUAUACCACAAGAAUCAUCAUUAGUUGGAUCUCUUUUCAAUAAGAAUACAUCAUUAUCAACUGCAGAUGCAGCUAUAAAGAUGUCACAUUCACCUUCGCUUCUAGGGACUAAUCAUUCACAAAAUCAGGAUAUUACAAAUUUAAAUAAUGUUGAAACUUUAUCAUUAAAGGAUAAUAAUACAACUGUAUUUAGUCCAUUUCAAAGAAAUUAUGGUAAAUCUGACUCUUCAAAUCAUACAAGCUUAAAUAAAAAUGUAUUACCAAUAACUCCAGAUAGUAAUAAUAGUUCACCAAAUGAUAUACAAAUAAAUAGAACAAAUCCUAAAAUAAGAGGCCAUUCCAGUUUAAAUCAAUCAUUAACAAGUUCACCUGAAAGAGAGUCACCUGUUGAAAUUGAUAUAGAUGGUGAAUAUGUUUGCCAUUAUUGUGAUGCAAGAUUUAAAAUGAGAGGUUAUUUAACACGUCAUAUUAAGAAACACGCUUUAGAAAAAGCUUACCAUUGUCCAUUUUUUAAUACUGAUAUCAAUAAGGAGGAUAGAUGUCAUGCAACAGGUGGAUUCAGUAGAAGAGAUACCUAUAAAACACAUAUGAAAGCACGUCAUUUCACAUACCCAGAUGGUGUUAAACCUGCUGAUAGAAAUAAGUAUGGUGGUCAUUGCAACGCUUGUAAUGAAUACUUUUCAAGUGCUAACGUAUGGAUUAAAGAACAUAUUGAAAAUGGUCAAUGUAAGGGACUUCCAAAGGAAUAUUUAGAACAAUUACCAUCGCAGGAUUCUAAACAAAAGAUAACAAAUAGAUUAAAAAUGAUUAAAACCUCAACGGGACAUGCUCGUUAUAUCUCUACGAUGGAAAGUGUUGUUGAACCAAAUGUAUUAUUAAAUAAAGAGGCACUUGAAGCAAUGGUCAUUGUAGCUAAAAAUACAAACAGAAAUGAUGUUUUAUCUAAAUUUGGAGAUGAUAAAUUAAUUCUAAAUUCAGAUAAUUUCAAAGGUUAUAAAAGACCUAAGAGGAAAUACAAGAAAAGAACUCCCAAAAUUAAAUCAUCCGAAUCAAGUGCUACACCUGUCGAUAUGACACAAUCGUCUGUAGUUUCAUCUACUGUAGAGACACCCAAUAUCGACAGCCCAAUUAACACUCCUCAAACAUUUGCAGAGACUUCUUCUUCAUUUAAUUACAAAGAGAACCAUAGUUUGGAAUAUCACAAUACUCAUUUUAAUAAAAACAACAAUAACAACAAUAAUAAUACAAUGCAUAUUGAUGAACAACAACAUCAACAUCAACAUCAACCUGACAACCAUACCAAUUUUAAUAAAGAUGGUAUGAACAACGAUUAUCAAACUGAUAAUAUCAGCAUAGAGAUAAGUCCGAAACAAAUCGUAGAAGAUCAAGGAUUGAAUUCUGAACCAAUUCCAUUGGAAUCAUAUGCAUAUCCAUCCGCUGUGAUGCAGCAAUCAGAAAAUCAUUAUCACAAUAGUAAUAUUAAUAACAAAUUUGAAGUAUUUCCUCUAGAUUCUGAACAACAGUCAUAUUUUGUUGACGUAAACGAAGACGAUCAACUCCAUGAAAUCAACGAUAAAAUUUCUAUCAAUAAAACACUCGAUGAACAGUACAUUCCCGAGAAAAUUAAUCAAACUCAACUUGAAGAGACAAGAGAGUAUUUAAAAUUUUAUAACGAUUUCUUUGGGUCUGGCGUAUAA
Molecule: messenger RNA, 1788 nt
Organism: Maudiozyma saulgeensis
Lineage: Eukaryota; Fungi; Ascomycota; Saccharomycetes; Saccharomycetales; Saccharomycetaceae
Source: the annotation of a GenBank genome assembly